AUGAUUAAAAGUACCGUGGUGUUGCAUAGACAGCUAAGGGUGAUAAGAAAGUUCUACCAACACAUCCUCGCCUUGGUGUUUGCUGUUGAUGAGAUCAAUGGGAAUCCCAAGAUCUUGCCCAAUGUCACGCUUGGAUUCCACAUCUAUGAUUCCUAUUCUGAUUCAAGGAUGACCUACAAAAACACACUGGAUCUGCUCUUUAAAUCACAUCACUUUGUCCCCAACUACAUAUGUGGAAUUCAGAAAAAAGUAGUAGGAGUCAUUGGGGGACUUAGCUCUGACACCUCCUCAUCCAUGGCAGAUGUCUUAGGUCUUUACAAGAUUCCACAGAUUUCAUAUGGUUCAUUUGAACUGGCCAUAAAUGAUCGCAUCAAAUUCGCUUCCUUUUAUCAAAUGGUCCCCAAUGAAGAUCUUCAGUACAAGGGAAUUAUCCAGUUACUUCUGCAUUUCAGAUGGAAAUGGGUUGGGCUCAUCACUCCAGCUAAUGAAGCUGGAGAACAAUUCUUGAAGACCAUUGAACCAAUGCUUUUCAAGAAUGGAAUCUGUUCAGCAUUCACAGAAAGAACAGAAUACUAUCUGCAAUUCAACGGUAAAAUAUUUGAUAUGGUGGAUCAAUCAAAGCUUUUCUCACAAGCUUUCAUAAAAAGCAAAGCAAAUGCAGUUGUUAUAUAUGGAGAAAGUACUUCGAUUAUAUGGCUUACAGCUGUGUUUACUGCAAGGAAUAUGAUUCAGCUAAUUCUUCAUCAAUCUGUGAGGAACAAACCUGAAGGGAAAGUAUGGAUUACAGCAGCCCAGAUAGAUUUCAUAUCAAAUGUUGCAAGAAAAGGUAUUGACCCUAAUAUACAAGUGCUCCAAGGUGCUAUUUCCAUUACAAUUCACUCCAAGGAGAUUCAAGACUUCUCAGACUUUCUGCACAGUGUAAAGCCUUCUGUACAAGAUACAUAUGGUUUUAUCAAGGAUUUCUGGGAACAAGCAUUUGGUUGUUCACUUUCAAACGCCACUCUGCACUCAUUUCUGCACAGAAUCUCAUUCAACAACAGUGCUGGGGAUGAAAUCACAUUAAAUGAAAAUGGAGAAUUAGCAGGUGGAUUUGAUAUUACAAACCUGGUCACUUUCCCAAAUAAUUCCUAUGUCAGGGUCAAAGUCGGAAAGCUGGAUCCUCAGGCCCCUCCUGGAAAAGAGCUCACCCUUAAUGGGGACGGAAUCCAAUGGCACAGAGUCUUCACUCAGGUGCCACCCGUUUCAUUAUGUAAUGCCAACUGCCGUGCUGGUUAUGAGAAGAAAAUGAAGGAGGGCAAGAAGUUCUGUUGUUAUGAUUGUGAUCCAUGUCCUCAUGGGAUGUUUUCAAAUGAGGAGGGGUUGGAAACCUGUGCCAGAUGUCCUCUGCAUCAAUAUCCAAAUGAAGAGCAGAAUGAGUGCAUUCCCAAGAAACCAAAUGUCCUAGGCUUUGGUGAAACUUUGGCCAUGAUUUCAACUUUCUCUGCACUUUUAUUCUCUUUGAUCACAGCUAUGGUACUUGGCAUUUUCAUUAAGCACCGGGACACUGCCAUCGUCAAAGCCAAUAACAGAAGCCUCACUUACAUUCUCCUCAUCUCCCUCCUCUUGUGUUUCCUGUGCUCCUUGAUGUUCAUUGGAAUGCCUAAUAAGGCAACCUGCCCACUCCGCCAAACGGCUUUUGGCAUUGUCUUCUCUGUGGCCCUCUCUAGCAUCUUGGCCAAGACUAUUUCAGUGGUUUUGGCAUUCAUGGCUACCAAGCCAGAUUCCACAAUCAGGAAGUGGGUAGGCAAAAAACUGGCUUACUCCAUUGUCCUUUCCUGCUCUGUGAUUCAAGUAGGAAUCUGUGUCUUCUGGCUGGCAACCUCUGCCCCAUUCCCAGAUGUGGACAUGCACUCAAGCAGUGAAGAAAUUAUAUUCUUAUGUAACGAGGGGUCAGUUCUCAUGUUCUAUGGUGUUUUAGGCUACAUGGGCUUCCUGGCCAUUAUCAGCUUCACUGUGGCCUUCUUAGCCCGGAAGUUGCCAGACAGCUUCAAUGAAGCCAAGUUCAUCACCUUCAGCAUGCUGGUCUUCUGCAGUGUUUGGUUCUCCUUUAUUCCCACAUACUUGAGCACCAGAGGAAAAUACAUGGUGACUGUGGAGAUUUUCUCCAUCUUGGCUUCCAGUGCUGGGCUGCUGGGUUGCAUCUUUUCCCCUAAAUGCUACAUUAUUGUGGUGAGGCCUGAGCUGAAUAACAGAGAGCAGCUGAUACGGAGAAAGAUGUAA
Molecule: messenger RNA, 2259 nt
Organism: Podarcis muralis (Common wall lizard)
Lineage: Eukaryota; Metazoa; Chordata; Lepidosauria; Squamata; Lacertidae
Source: RefSeq, a predicted model, not a curated record